GGGACGGCGCAGCACGGACAUGGCCUCCGUGCCAGGCGCCUUUGYGAGCCGGAGCGUACCUGUUGAAGUGGAUGAGUCCGUGACAUGGUCCCCAUUUGCCGGAGGUGCCUUGGAAGAGGCUUCGUGCCCCUCRGGAGAGCACGUGGAGGACGAGGAGCGCCGGGAGCCGGGAGCUCGGGCGCCGCAGCCCGACACGGGACCGUCGUGUCCCUACGGAUCGGCACCGCGUCACCCCCCUGCGCUGCCCCAUGGAGGAGCCUCGGAGCUGGACAGCAGGUUGUGGUCCAAGUACACGGAUCCCAAUGAGGAUGGGUGCCUCUCUUCCCCGGGGGAGUCAGUCGCUGGGAUAGUUCCCUCCAGGGYGCAACUUUUGGCUCUGGAAAAAGCAGGUGGGCAUCUGGGACGUCACCUUUCGGCUGCCCGCGGGCCCCGUUGCAGCGAACGGAGCGAGAGCCUGUCCCACACGGCGGAGCGUCUGCUGGAGGGCAGCAGCCAAGGGAGCUCCCCGCAGCCCUCCCAAAACAGACUCCCCGCGGAGCUGGCGCCUGUGGAUUCGGGAUGCAAUUCCCAGGCACGGGACAUCAUGGGCAUCAGGCACCUGGAGCCGCCCUUGCCCCUGGUGUCCGUGCUGAACCCCCAGGACCUCCCGGGACCCCUGAUCUCCAGAGAAUUUUAUGGACCUGAGCACCAGCAGUGUCCCCUGUGCCAGCGCUCGCCCCAUCCCAACGCGUCUUCCCAAGCUCACGGCUGCUUUGGGCACURCUGCCCCAUGGAGCAACACCCGCUGCACCCAUGUGCCAGAGGCCGCUUCCAAGAGGGUGCCCGCGCGUCCCAGCCGCUUCCCGCCGUGCCGGCGCCCUGCGUGAGAGUCAUCCGCCCGGCGCAGCGAGUCCUGCCCAACUGCUCCGGCCUCCGCGCCCCCAAGGGCGCCCCGGAGCGGCCCUGCUCCAACCCUGCUCCGCCGCGAUUCCCAGAGGCGCCGCGCGAGGAGCGGCGCGCGGGGCCCUGCGGUGCUGCGGUGCCCAGGCCCCUCAGCAGCCCCGCGCCCAGGGGCGCCCUGAAAACCAGCAACCUGCCCGAGGAGCUGCGCAAGGUCUUCAUAACCUACUCCGUGGACACGGCCGUGGAGGUCAUGAAGUUUGUGAACUUCCUGCUGGUAAACGGAUUUCAGACGGCCAUUGAUAUMUUUGAGGACACGGUCCGAGGCAUCGACAUCAUUAAGUGGAUGGAGCGCUACCUAGGUGAUAAGACCGUGAUGAUAAUCAUAGCAAUCAGUCCAAAAUACAAACAGGAUGUGGAAGGGGCUGAAUCCCAGCUGGACAGGGAUGAACAUGGCUUACAUACCAAAUACAUCCACAGGAUGAUGCAGAUUGAGUUUAUACAACAAGGAAGCAUGAACUUCAGAUUCAUCCCUGUGCUCUUUCCAAAUGCUAAAAAGGAGCACGUGCCUACGUGGCUGCAGAACACGCACAUUUACAACUGGCCCAAGAAUAAGAAGAACAUCCUGCUGCGGCUGCUGAGGGAAGAGGAGUACGUUGCCCCUCCGAUAGGGCCCUUACCCACGCUGCAGGUUGUGCCGUUGUGAACACUGCUCCUCAGAGCGCCGACGCGCAGCUGGGAAAGGGCUGCUGCCGGCGCGGAGCCACCCGCUCCCAGAUGGCUCCUGCCGCUGACAGGAGACACUCUUUCUGCUACAGGAAUGCGCUGUCCUGGGGAAGGCAGGCUCAGCUCGCUCUCCUCCACGUUACACAUUCCUUGCUGGAGCUCASGGGCACAACUCCU
Molecule: messenger RNA, 1782 nt
Organism: Nothoprocta perdicaria
Lineage: Eukaryota; Metazoa; Chordata; Aves; Tinamiformes; Tinamidae
Gene: TRAF3IP2
Product: TRAF3 interacting protein 2
Exons: 9
Coding region: 20-1585 (521 amino acids)
Biological process (GO): positive regulation of canonical NF-kappaB signal transduction; humoral immune response
Source: RefSeq, a predicted model, not a curated record